Molecule: messenger RNA, 1885 nt
Organism: Hemiscyllium ocellatum (epaulette shark)
Lineage: Eukaryota; Metazoa; Chordata; Chondrichthyes; Orectolobiformes; Hemiscylliidae
Product: olfactomedin-4-like
Exons: 5
Coding region: 15-1403 (462 amino acids)
Biological process (GO): signal transduction
Source: RefSeq, a predicted model, not a curated record
GAAACAGAACAAAGAUGCUGUUCCUUCUGUUGAUCGCGGCCACUGUCCUGCCUUCUUCUGGCAUCAAUGUCAAUGGGACAAUCAACAACGAAGGAGUUUGUCUCUGCUCCGUGGUUUUGCCUGAUACGUCAUUCCCAGUGGAAAAAAUGGAAUAUUUAGAAAUAACAACCGAGGAGCUCAAGAGCAAAGUGGAACUGGAGAUCAGCAAGGUGCGGGAAUACUCGAGGGCUGUUUCUGUGCACUCCUCCAAGCUGGUGAACCUGACCGUCCGUCUGGAGAAGAUGGAGACUGAACACGGCUACACUCAGCUUGACUUUGAGCUGUUGAAGUUGGAGAUCCAAGAGCUGGAGGCACUCACCAAUCAGCUGAAGCAGUCCCUCAAUGGCAGCAACAGCAUCAUCGAUCAGCUCUACAUGGAGAUUAUAAAUAUAUCCCGUAUUGUCAAUGAGCUGGAAUCAUUUGACAUACACAACGCGCUGGCAAUACGCAAAGAAAUUACUCUGCUGAAGAAACAGCUCGCUGACUGUGAGAAGAAUCAAGCCCCACCAACCCUUCCUCCCAUUGAUUUCGGAAGCUGUGAUCAUAAUGGCCUUCUCCAAUUGGGUGAACCUACCGUAAUACAACUGAACUAUAAUGGAUUUGGUUAUCGAUAUGGAGCAUGGGGCAAAGAUUCAAUUCCACCCCCUGAUAAAAAGGAGCUAUAUUGGGUGGCACCACUCAACACAGAUGCACGAACACUGCAAUCCUUCAGAGUCUAUUAUUCACACGAUGAUUUGCUCCUGAGUAAAAAUCCAAUAACGAAAUCACUUCCAAGUUCAUAUAGAGCACAGGGAAGUGGAAUGGUUUUGUACAAUAAUUUUUUGUAUUACAACUGUUACAAUACCAGAGAAAUGUGCAGGUAUAACAUUGACACAGGAGCAAUACAGAGGCAGACUCUUAAAGAUGCAGCUUACAAUAACAAGUAUUCUUAUGCAGGCGUCACAUACCAAGACAUAGACUUUGCUGUGGAUGAAUCUGGCCUUUGGGUCAUUUACUGCCCUGAAGCAAAGGCCGGGAAUGCUGUUAUUGGUAAGAUUAAUGAGGCCACCUUCACUGUGGAAAAGACAUGGGUCACCAAGCUUUACAAGCCUAGUGUGUCCAAUACUUUUAUAAUAUGUGGGGUUCUGUAUGCAAUUCGGCCUGUACAACCACAGUCUGAGGAAAUUUUCUAUGCAUUUGACACCAAAACUGGGAAGGAAGAUUUGAUUUCUAUAACAAUGGAUAAGAUCCUGGAAAAACUGCAAAGUGUUAGCUACAAUCCAGCCAAUCACAAACUCUACGUGUACAAUGAUGGCUACCAGCUGACUUAUGAUGUGAUCUUCAGACGUGAACCACCAGUGAGCAACAGUGGGAUUGCCAAUUGAGUAAUUAGCAAUUAACAAUCAAGCAACUAGGUCUGGAAAUAAUGGUGGGGUGGGGGGCUGUAAAUCCUUUGAGGAAUUUUUGUGCUAGAAUCUCAGGUUAGAUUUUAUCUCAGGUUUCGAACUCAGUUACAGCUGAAAGUGAUUGUCACAGUAUACAGCUUUGGUGUAAUAACUGAACCCAGACUUGGUGAAAUUCCAGUUGACCAAUGAACAUUCAGGGGUUAGGCCAGGUCUUGUGUGGAGCUGUAUUUGAACUGAGCUUUCAGGUAACUAACACUCUCAAGUGACACUGUGUCAAUGUGAAGAGGUUUAUCUCUAGAACAAUGGUAACAUUCUGUCUGCGUUAUUAAUUCUGGAUGUGACGGUUCAUUUAAUAUCUGGGAUGAUAAUCCAAGCUGGAUACUUGCCAUUGGUGGGAAACUCAUAGUGCGUUCGUUCGUUUUCUGUCUUCCUUGAAUUUGUUAAUUGCCAGAUAUAAUGGU